AUGCCGUCAUCCACACCUCCUGCAUCGCUCCCUCGCUCACCUGGACACCGCUGGGAGCACUUCUGUGAAUGUGACAGCGUGGAGGUCAAAGGUCACACAGGUCAAGACAUCACUCUGCCCUGUAAAUAUGACAGGAAAUAUCACGGCGCUCUGUCAGCGUGCUGGCAGCGAGGAGAGAUACCAGCCAGAGGCUGCUCCAAUCCGCUGAUCUCCACAGAUGGACUCAGAGUGGAAACCAGAGCUCCCAGCAGGUAUGAGCUGCUGGGCCGACUGGAGGACGGAGACGUCUCUCUGACCAUAAAGAGCCUGACAGAGGGAGACGCUGGACGAUACGGCUGCAGGGUGGAGAUACCCGGCUGGUUCAACGAUGAGAAGCAUCACAUCGAUGUGAGCGUCGUCACAGCUCCUCACAUCUUCACCACCGUCACCACCGUGGUGGGACAAACAGGAAGUGAUGUCACAGCCACAGGCUCAAUGCCGACGCAGACUCCGACCGAGGUGAGGAUCACAGCUGUGCAGCAGGAGGACCACCUGGAAAACUUCAUCUGGAACUCAGUGAGGCUGACCUUCAUCAUCUUCAUCCCUGCUCUGCUGACUGCAGCUCACAGGGUUUGGAGGCGGGAUCAGAGACUGCAGACGGACAUCAGGCUGAACCAAUCAGACAAGGAGGAGGGCAGUCCUCUGUAAAGAUCCCCUUGAACAGCUGAAUGAAGGGAACAGCUGAUCAUAUCAUGAUUGUGCAGUCAGGUGCAUUUGCUCCCAC
Messenger RNA from Maylandia zebra (zebra mbuna), 763 nucleotides. Lineage: Eukaryota; Metazoa; Chordata; Actinopteri; Cichliformes; Cichlidae. The record is from RefSeq and is a predicted model, not a curated record.